AUGAAAAUGUUUUGUCAAUUAACCGAGAAGCUUCAAAAACAAUUCCAACUCCCAAAAUUACCAAAGAAACCUCCAGAAGAAAAUAGCUUACCUUUUAUUAUCGGAUCAAAUGUAUCGAUAAAAAACUACAAUAAAUUUCUUGAAAGCUACGAGUCAUCCGGUUACAAGUUUGAGUAUAAGAACGGUGACGUUUUUAUCGUAGAAAUGUGUACAGCUGAACACGAAUUUGUCAUUACACUGUUGCUGGAUUAUUUUAAAAUCCCAAAUGGUGGCGUUAUCAUUAAUCCACCUAUACGCGUUUGUGGCCAACCAUACCAUCCUUCACCAAAUGCAGAUGGACUUAUUAUUGCACCGGAUGUAGCAGUAUAUCCGAGUCGAACAUAUAUUCCACGUCCCAAUUCUGGACCUACCUAUCUCGGACCUCCUCCAAGUGACACUAGGGGGAAUCCUCAUGCUAGGAUAAUUUGUGAGGUUGCAAUUAGUCAAAGUGUUCGUGGAUGGAAGGACAAGUGUACACUUUGGAUGCUUCAGCAAUACGCUAAGUUGUGGAGACGGGGAAUGCAGACCCAAACGUGGUCUUUUGGGACUGUAGAAAAAGGCAAUAAUAUCCCUACAGAGUGUAACGCUCCGGGUAAUCCAGCAUAUCAGAUCAAUAUCCCAAUAAGUGAUACUUUUUGGGAUCCACCAAUCCCAACCAUUGGAUAUGUUCCGUUGGUUGCUCGUCCUGCAAUUAUUGGUGGUAAUUUUAUUAUUGAUCUCUAUGAAAUUCAGCAAGUAGUAUUAGAAUAUCAAAAUGAAUAA
Entrophospora candida is the source of this 801-nucleotide messenger RNA. The record is from the annotation of a GenBank genome assembly. Lineage: Eukaryota; Fungi; Glomeromycota; Glomeromycetes; Entrophosporales; Entrophosporaceae.